Platichthys flesus (European flounder) is the source of this 3483-nucleotide messenger RNA. It is a transcript of the gene coro2aa, whose product is annotated as coronin 2Aa. Gene Ontology annotation, biological process: actin filament organization. The record is from RefSeq and is a predicted model, not a curated record. Gene Ontology annotation, molecular function: actin filament binding. The transcript has 12 exons. Bases 379 to 1947 code for a protein of 522 amino acids. NCBI's taxonomy places the organism in Eukaryota, Metazoa, Chordata, Actinopteri, Pleuronectiformes, Pleuronectidae.
CAUUCUGCCUGUGCUUGUUCACACACGCUCUCGUCUACAUGCUGCACACACACACACACUCACCUUCUCCUCUGACUGACUGCCUGCACAUCAGAGAAGAAGCUCGGACAGGACGUUCACAUUUUGGACAGUCUGCUUGUGUGUGUGUGUGUGUGUGUGUGUGUGUGUGUGUGUGGGGGUGGUUGUGUUGGUCUGCAUGUGUGUGGGCUCGGCUGAAGAGGAGAGAGGCUUGACAUAAGAUAAGAAGAGUGAUUUAUGAUUACUUUUGAGCGAGGGAGGGAUUUUUUUUAUUCUUGCCGGUCAGACACAGAGACGUAACUUUUCCUCACUCAAGGACCUGCUGCUCCUUCUCGUGCCCGUGACAACUCACUCGACAGGAUGACAUGGCGUCCUCAGUACCGCAACUCCAAGUUCCGCCACGUGUUCGGUAAGCCCGCCACCAAGGAGAGCUGCUACGAUGGCGUGCCAAUCACACGCAGCGUCCAGGACAACCACUUCUGUGCUGUCAACCCACGUUUCCUGGCAGUCAUCACUGAGUGUGCCGGGGGAGGGGCCUUCCUGGUCCUGUCUAUCCAUCAUACAGGUAAAGUGGACCCUCACCACCACCGAGUAUCAGGCCACAGAGGCAACGUGUUAGACAUCAAGUGGAAUCCCUUCCAUGACUACUGCAUCGCCUCCGCCUCCGAGGACUCUUCGGUGAAGGUGUGGGAAAUCCCUCCUCACGGUCUGAUGAAGAACCUCACAGUACCAUGGAAGGAGCUUCAGGGUCACAGUCGCAGAGUGAGCCUCAUCGAGUGGCACCCGACGGCCAACAACAUCCUCUUCAGUACAGGCUACGACUACCAGAUUAUGAUCUGGAACCUGGACUGUCCGGAGCAGGUGAUCAAGAACCCUGUGAGGACCAUCAGCCACCACACAGACGUGAUCCUCUCCAUGUCGUUCAACACGGACGGAAGCCUCCUCGCCACCUCCUGCAAGGACAAGAAGGUCCGACUGAUGGAGUCGCGCUCAGGAAACCUCCUGCAGGAAGCCAACUGCAAGACGCACAGAGCCAGCAAGGUGUUGUUCCUGGGCAACAUGAAGAUGCUGCUCACAUCAGGGGUUUCACGCUGGAACGAACGACAGGUCGCUCUGUGGGAUCAGGACGACCUGUCUGUGCCUUUGUUAGAGGAGAACCUGGACGGUUCAUCAGGAGUCCUCUUUCCUUUCUAUGACCCUGACACACACAUGCUCUACGUGGCCGGGAAGGGCGAUGGGAAUAUCAGGUACUACGAGAUCAGCUCAGAAAAACCGUACAUCCACUACCUAACAGAGUACCGCUCACCCUUACCGCAGAAAGGAAUGGGUGUGAUGCCAAAGAGAGGCCUGGAUGUGAGCUCCUGUGAGGUGUUCAGGUUCUACAAGCUGGUGACAAUCAAGAGUAAGAUCGAGCCACUGUCCAUGAUCGUUCCUCGCAGAUCAGAGUCGUAUCAAGAUGACAUCUAUCCCAUGACAGCAGGGAACAAGCCUGCGAUGACUGCAGAGGAGUGGCUCAGUGGCAUCGACAAAGGCCCCGUGAUGAUGUCUCUGAAGCCCGGGAGUCAAAUAGCAGAGUCGUUCUCGGAGAUGAGCAAAGGGCCGGGACAUCCACUGGACACCCGCAGGUCUCAGAGCCGACCGGGCAUGCUGCAGCUGGCGUACAUUCAGGACCAGCUGGGGAGCCAAGACGGCAAAGAGAACAGCGGCAACGGAGAGGAUGACAGGAGCCGGCUGGCCGUCAGCAACGGAGAGGACCUUGGACUCUGCUCUCCUCCGAGGACAGAGAACGAGUUGCUUCUCAAGUUCCACAAGCAGCAGGAGGAGAUCCGGCGGCUGAGGGAGCUCCUCAACCAGAGGGACGUGCGGGUCAAACAGCUGGAGCUGGAGAUCAAGAACAUCAAAAACACCCAGCCUCAGAGCGCACUUUAAGAUCUGCCCGACCUGCAGGGUCCCCUUCACCUCCUCACGGGACACAUGCAUCACUAUAUAAACUUACUAACCCUACUCUGAUGGCACCGCACUCUUUUGCAGGGUCCUGGAUCGCUCGCUUUCCCCGAUGAAGCGAGACCCCAUACUCACAGCACAGGGGGGAUUCCAACCUGGACUUUGUGUCUUUGCUUUCUUUUGUCUUCUCUGUCACUUCUUCUCAAGAUGCACAUAUUCUUUGUUCAUGUACAUACACCUCAACACUGAGUCUUACCCAGCUGUACCAAGUUUUAAAAACUCUUUGCACCUUUUGACCUUUCCCCUGUUUUCUUUUGAACGCUCCACAGCUAUGCAAGUGUGUUGUACUAGCUUUUUUUUUAAUGCUCUUUGUAGCUGAGAGGUUAACGGGUGUGUGUGUGUGUUGACUGACUGAUGCGACUGUCUUGUCUGUGUGUAGUUUGGGAGUUGUUGCAGGGCAGGAGCAGACGUCCUGUGUGAUUGUAAUGACAACGCUGAAUUAAUUUUCUAUGCUUGGUGACUGUUUUUUCCACGAUGUAAACUACUGUUAAAUGGAGACGUCUCUGAGACGUGUGGACCCGGCUCUACUGAAUGUGUGCUGGGAUGAGAGUGAGCUAAACGAAUGAGAAAAAUCACGAUCCCGGCUGUUCCAUUGAGCUGCACAUCGUUUGCUGAAUUUUCUGUUAUUUCUGAAUGACUGGACAGAUAUUGACAAAUCAAUUUUUCACAGCAGCUAUUGUGUACGCCAAUUCUGUAACUGAUGCCAUGUAGCAGUUUUGAUCUUAAUUUUUUUUAUAUUUAUUUUAAAAUACAGUCAACAAAAAAAAACAAAUAAUAAUGCCGAUCUUGAAUUCAUGUUUGAAAUUUGGGGAAAAAUACAUCACAGAAAGUGUUUAGAGGCUGCUUGUUUUUUUUCCUGAUGUGAACUCACUGUGAAGAAAAGGUUUAAAGCCAUUAUAGAGAACUGAACCACUUUAAAGCUCCUGGUUUUCAAUGCGGUUUCCCACAGAGUGCCUUUUUACUGCCCUUUGUUAAACUAUAACACGAUAUACUGAGGUUUUCUGUUCGUAGAUGAAGCUAAAAUAUCUCACAACUCAUUAAGAUUAUGAACCCUGAUAAACACGAGCUGACACUUCUCGCAGGUUGAGGUUGAGUCAUUCAUUUCUAGAUCAGUUAAGCUGGCUGCCAUCUCACUUGGUACGUUUGUUUUCCGCGUCUCGCUCACGAUACAUUUAUGUAACUUUGGUGAUCCGGUAACUAGCAGCAUCAUCAGGUCCCAAAUUUGGACUUGUCCAUUACUGUGGUUCAGGCCCAAACUGAUGACAUCAUCCUCAGGUGUUCUGUUGUUACAGGUCAUGUGCUAUUGUAAGUAUGCUAACAUGCUAAUCUGAUAUCUUAAACGUGGUUAACAUUAACCUUGUUAGCAUACUAGCAUUGGCACUGUGAUUACAUUGUGCCAGCAUGCUACCAUUUUAAUGGAAUAUUCUAAACAUGGUUAACAAUAAACUUGUUUAACAUUAA